AACACCGUCACCUUUCCACAGGAACAGUAGCGACAACAACAACAGACCCUAAAAACGCUAAGCUAAAUUAACUGAAAAGCUGGCAAUGCCGUCGUCAGCGUCAAGUCCCGUAGAAACCGCAUCCCCUGCGAGUCCAAAACUUUCAACUCCUGAUGAAAUCGCAGAUAGCCAAAAUUCAAAUGUCUCUGAUCAUCCGAAUGUCUCCUCAAGUGAACAAGACGGUGAAGACGGGGGAGGAGAAGAAGAUGAUGAGGAUGAGGAAGAGGGAGAGUGUGGUUUUUGCUUGUUCAUGAAGGGAGGUGGAUGUAAGGAUGAGUUCAUCGCUUGGGAGAAUUGCAUCGAAGAAGCGGAAAGCCACAAGGAAGAUAUUGUAGAGAAGUGUUUCGAGGUAACGGGUUUGCUGAAAAAGUGUAUGGAAGCCCACUCUGAUUACUAUGAGCCUGUACUCAAGGCAGAGAAGGCAGCUGAGAAAGAGGCAUCCGAGGAAUUGGAGCAAGAAACCUCUACCAAACAAUAGGAAGAAGCGGAGUCUUUUCUAAAAUUUCCCCUUUUAUACUAGUUCGGUAAUUGAUUCCAGAGUGAUUUCACGUAGAAAGUUUGAGGGAAUUUCUGUUAUGGAGAUCGUCGGAUCCUUUGAGGUAAUUGGGAGGAUCCCGAGCCUUUAGUUGUUGAGUUAUGCUCAUUUUGUUCUAAUUGGGGAAUAAAUUUAUGACACUUCUGCUCCUUAUAUUCAUAUGUAAACAUGAAUUGGUGCA
Messenger RNA from Telopea speciosissima, 755 nucleotides. RefSeq lists its product as uncharacterized. NCBI's taxonomy places the organism in Eukaryota, Viridiplantae, Streptophyta, Magnoliopsida, Proteales, Proteaceae. The record is from RefSeq and is a predicted model, not a curated record. The coding region runs from base 86 to 517 and encodes 143 amino acids. The transcript has a single exon.